AUGGUGUCAAAACAUGCUAAUUAUCAUGUCAGAGAGGUUCAUAGUUUUGAUCUUGAGAAGGAGUUUAAGAGAAUCAGACGCAUAGUUGACAUGUAUCCUUAUAUGGCCAUUGAUACAGAGUAUCCGGGUGUUGUCAUUCCUCUAAAGAAGAAGUACCGCGAAACUACCAAGUCCGAGCGAUAUGCCUCAUUGAAGGAGAACGUUGAUAUUCUGAAAUUGAUCCAGUUAGGCUUGACUUUUUUGGGUGGGAAAGGGAAUCUUCCAAGUUAUAGAAAGAAGUGUAAAGGCUGCAUCUGGCAGUUCACUUUUAGAGAUUUUAAUCUGGAUGAAGAUAGAGUAACCUGGAUUGUGUUUCAUGGUUCUUAUGACUUUGGUUACCUACUGAAGCUUCUAAUGGGUCGACAAACCUUGCCGAAUACUCGGAAAGAUUUCCCACUUCUGAUGCCUGAUACCCAAGAAGACUUUCUUCGUCUAUUGAAGAUAUUUUUCCCUACAGUUUAUGAUGUCGAGCAUUUGCUUCGGUUUUUUCCCAACCUCAAAGGCAAGUUAGUUGAAAUUUCAGAGCGGUUGGGAAUCGUACGAAUUGAGAAUUCCCAUCAAGUUGGUUCGGAUAGUUUUAUUACUACAAUGGCAUUCACAAAGCUGAUGGCAUAUAAGGGCUAA
Messenger RNA from Oldenlandia corymbosa var. corymbosa, 663 nucleotides. NCBI's taxonomy places the organism in Eukaryota, Viridiplantae, Streptophyta, Magnoliopsida, Gentianales, Rubiaceae. The record is from the annotation of a GenBank genome assembly.